AUGACUUGCUUUUACAAAGAAAGACAUCCGAAAAAACUAGCAAUUGCAGACUUGGGUUGUUCUUGUGGACCAAACACUUUGUUUGUGGUUUUUGAUCUGACUGAAACUGUGGAUGUACUUUGCAAAGCUCUAAACCAUGAAUCCCCUGAAUACAUCAUCUUCUUGAAUGAUCUUCCUGGCAAUGACUUCAACAACAUCUUCAAGUCUCUUGAUUGCUUCAAAAAGAAGCUAACAUCAAAUCCAUUGGUUGAUGGGAUUGAUCAUCAAUAUUGCUGCAUCACUGGGGUUCCUGGUUCUUUCUAUGGCAGGAUUCUUCCUACUAGUUCUCUAUAUUUUGUUCAUUCCUCCUACAGCCUUCAUUAUACAUCUCAAGUUCCUGACUAG
Neltuma alba is the source of this 384-nucleotide messenger RNA. Its product is annotated as salicylate carboxymethyltransferase-like. Gene Ontology annotation, molecular function: methyltransferase activity. Lineage: Eukaryota; Viridiplantae; Streptophyta; Magnoliopsida; Fabales; Fabaceae. The record is from RefSeq and is a predicted model, not a curated record. Bases 1 to 384 code for a protein of 127 amino acids. The transcript has 2 exons.